This is a messenger RNA of Lutzomyia longipalpis, 4946 nucleotides long. RefSeq lists its product as uncharacterized. Gene Ontology annotation, molecular function: oxidoreductase activity, acting on paired donors, with incorporation or reduction of molecular oxygen; heme binding; monooxygenase activity. The transcript has 24 exons. The record is from RefSeq and is a predicted model, not a curated record. The coding region runs from base 116 to 4858 and encodes 1580 amino acids. NCBI's taxonomy places the organism in Eukaryota, Metazoa, Arthropoda, Insecta, Diptera, Psychodidae.
CUUUAGACCCUCAAUAUGUGUUUAGUGCUCCCCAAAGGCACAGCAUAACGUGAAAAAAAUUAUUAAAUUUUGUGAUAUCUUUGUUUUGCAACAAAAAUUAAGAAUUAAUGGUGAAAUGCUUCCUUUUGCACUUGCAAUUUGUGCUGGUAUUUUUCUUCUUCAUCACUUCUGGACGAACCGGGAGCUGUACCGACUGUCAUGGAUAAUGCCAGGACCUCUUAUGGUUCCACUCCUUGGGAAUGCUUACAGUAUCAUCGGCAGGACACAUGAAGGUCUUUUAGAAUUACUGGAUAAAGUAGUCGCAGACUAUCCUGGUCCCCUACUUAGAUACUGGCUAGGUCCUAAACUCUACGUUCUUAUAAGAAAACCCGAAGACAUGCAGACAGUUUUGAAUGCUCCUGAAUGCCUAAAUCGGGACGAUGUCUACAAAUACGUGACAAAUUUGUCAGGAAAUGGGCUCGUAGCUUUGCCAGUUGAGAAAUGGAAGGAGCACCGGAAGUACCUAAAUCCCACAUUUAGCCUUAAAAUCCUUCAGAGCUACAUGCCUAUCUUCAAUAAGGAAACUCGAACUCUUGUUGAUCGACUUAAGCAAUUCGAUAAGAAGCCCGAAUUUGAUAUUUAUCAUUUUAUGGAUGCUUGCACGUUGGACACAGUUUGUCAGACAACCAUGGGGAGUGAGAUGAAUAUUCAGAAAAAUCAAAAUAGCGACUACCUCGAAGCUGCCAACAAUUUGCUGUCGAUCAUCACAACACGCAUUUUCAAUCCACUCUUCCACUCAGAUCUCAUUUUCCGCCUUACAAAGUGGUACAAAAUUGAGCAGAAGAGCAUAGAAAUUGUUUUUGGUUUCGUAGAUAAGAUUCUUCAGAGGAAGAAAAAGGAGUACCAUGUGAUACAGGAUACGUGUGAAAAGGACGAAGGGAAGUCUUUCAAGUCACCUCAGCUGUACAUUGAUCAACUCCUUAAACUUUCCAUUGAAGGGAAUAUUUUUACAGAUGAAGACGUUAAGAAUGAAUCCAAUACGAUAAUUUCCACGGGCUUUGAGAGCACAGCUCUAAUCACAUCGUACUGCAUCCUCAUGCUGGCUAUGCACCCUGAAAUGCAAGAGAAGGUAUAUGAGGAAAUUGGGGCAGUCGUCGCUGAUCCGACAGAGGUGAAGUACGAAGAGUUGGGGGACUUGAAGUACACCGAGAGGGUAAUUAAGGAAACCAUGAGACUCUUCCCCACAGUACCGGCAAUUGCUCGAGUGGCGAGUGCUCCUUUUCAGCUGAGAGAGUACACAAUUCCCACCAAUACACACUUUGUCAUUGGCAUCGUGACGUUGCACCGUGACAAGGAGGUCUGGGGCCCGCGAGCCCAUCAAUUUGAUCCGGAUCACUUCCUCCCGGAGAACAUGGAGAAAAUCCACCCCUAUGCCUAUGUACCCUUCAGUGCUGGGCCGAGGAAUUGCAUUGGCAUCAAGUACGCCUACAUGCUGAUGAAAGUUCUCAUGGUGCACCUCGUCAGUAGCUACAAGUUCCACACACAGCUGCGUCUCCCUGACCUCAAGCAUCGUGUCGACAUCACCCUCAAGCUAAACAACAAGCACAUGGUGUCGAUUCGGACGAGAGACAAAUACUUGGUAUGUGUGCGACCAACGAUGGUGGACCCGAGGCGUGCCCAACUAACUUCCCGACGGCCAAUGGGCGAUCAUCGUGCGAUCUCCAUUUCGUCGAGGGAGCUCUAUCGGCUCACAUGGCAUAUGCCAGGACCCUUUGUGGUGCCCCUCAUAGGGAACUUCCAGACAGCUCUCGGAAUCUCCCAUGAGGGUGUCAUUAAUCUCGUGAAGUACAUCUUUAAGAACUUCAAUUCACCUUCGAGAUGGUGGAUUGGGACGAAAAUGUAUGUGAUGGUGAAGAAACCUGAAGACAUGCAAACUGUUCUCAACUCCCCUCAUUGCCUAAGUCGUGCAGAAGUUUAUGAAUUUCUGAAAUCCUUCGGAGGUGAUGGAUUAGUGGCACUUCCAGAACCUGAAUGGAAAUUUCAUCGAAAGCUCCUAAAUCCAACGUUUAGCCUGAAAAUUCUUCAAACCUAUAUGCCAAUCUUCAACAAAGAAGUAAAAAUUCUGGUCUCACGCUUCGAGGAGAUUUGCAACAGGACCAAACCCACGGAUAUUUAUAAUUAUAUGGACGCCCUGACGCUAGAUGUGGUUUGCCAAACAACGAUGGGGACGGAGAUGCACAUCCAGAAGAACCAGAAUAUUGAAUACUUGGAAGCGGGAAAUAAUUUAUUGUCCAUCAUCUCAGCACGAAUGUUCAAUCCUCUCCUCCAAUGCAACUGGAUCUUUCGUCUAACGAAGCUGUAUAAGGUGGAAAAAUGGAGCUCUGGCAUUACCUUUGGGUUUGUUGAUAAAAUCCUUCAGAAAAAGAAGACAAACUUUGACUACUCAGAUGAGCUGAAGAGCGCAGUUGAUGAUGAUCUACCGCUGAGAACUCCGCAGAUCUACAUAGAUCAGCUCAUGAAGCUCCUCAUGAUUGAAAAGAAGUUUAACGAUCACGAUGUCAUAAGUGAAGCCAAUACAAUCGUUGCCACCGGAUUCGAAAGCACAGCCUUGGUUAGCUCUUACUGCAUCCUUAUGUUGGCUAUGUUCCAAGAACAUCAGCAGAGAAUAUACGAAGAGAUUAAAUCAAUCAUGCCGAAUAGAAAGGAUGAUGUGCAAUACGAUGAUUUUAGCAAAUACGAUUUUCUUGAUAGGUUUAUCAAGGAGACAAUGCGACUCUUCCCGUCGGUUCCAUUGAUUGCGCGAAACGUUACGGAUUCUUUUAAGCUGGGCGAAUACACCAUUCCACCGGGUACGAAUAUUGUUUGUGCCAUAAGUGAGAUGCAGAGGGAUACGGAAGUUUGGGGGCCACAGGCUGAAGAAUUCAAUCCUGACAACUUCCUCCCGGAAAACUUGGAGAAAGUCCACCCCUACGCCUAUUUGCCCUUCAGUGGAGGCCCCAGGAACUGCAUAGGCAUCAAGUAUGCCUACAUGUUCCUCAAGACAAUCCUCAUUCAUCUCGUGAGUAACUUCAAGUUCCGCACAGACCUCAAGAUGAGCGAAUUUCGCCAUCGAAUGGACAUAACGUUCAAGCUAAUCAACAAGCACAUGGGAAUGGAAUACACCGGAAAUGUUGAUUAUGUCGCAACUGCCACAUGGAAGAAUGUGACAGCCCCAAAUCGAUGUGCAACUCAAAUUCACCUCAUGAAUUUCUGCAUGAGAAGUGCAGCCCUGGAGCGAAUUCUUUACACGGACGUCUCGCAUUGCAUGACAAAGUGCGACAAGAUUGAGAAGACGUGUCUGGAAAUCGUAUUUUACCACCCUCAACAAGAAAUGUUGGGAAUAGCUCUUAUUUGUACGGUGUUUGUGCUGUGGUUCUUCCACUACCUAUGGAGGGAUUGGGAGCUCUAUCGGGUGGCGUGGAAGAUGCCAGGACCUUUUAUGCUUCCCCUCAUUGGGAAUGCCUACUGCACAAUAGGAUUAUCGCAUGAAGGUCUCCUGGACUACCUGAAGGUACUCUGUCACAAAUACCCAAGUCCAAUGAGAUUCUGGCUUGGGCCGAGGCUGUUUGUGCUUAUUUCACAACCGGAAGAGUGUCAGAAUGUCUUCAAUGCCAAUGAGUGCCUCAGUCGUGACGAUAUCUAUGAUUACAUUAAACCCUUCACUGGAGAUGGGCUUGUUACACUUCCAGCUGAAACAUGGAAGGAUCAUAGGAAAUUUCUGAAUCCCUGCUUCAGCUUAAAAAUCCUUCAGAGCUACAUGCCGAUCUUCAAUACGGAAGUCAAGACACUUAUUGGCCGCCUUGGACAGAGGAUAGGCAAAGGAUCAUUCGAUAUGUACGACUACAUGGAUGCUUGUGCCUUGGACGUUGUCUGUCAAACAACUCUUGGAACUCAGAUGAAUAUUCAGAAGAAUGAAAAUAUGGAUUACCUUGACGCAGCCAACAGCCUUCUGGCCACAAUGACAACACGAAUUUUCAACCCCCUCUACCAUUCAGACUUCAUUUUUAACCUGAGCAAAUGGGCAAAAAUGGAGCAGAAGAACUCCGACAUCACCUUCGGGUUUGUCGAUAACAUUCUGCAGAGGAAGAAAGCUGCUUACAAAAAGUCUCAGUCAAGUGAUGAGCAAAACAACCUGGAUGAGGGUACUUCAUUCAAGUCACCUCAGUUAUUCAUUGAUCAACUACUAAAACUCUCGAUGGAGGGAAAGUAUUUCACCGACACAGACGUUAAGAACGAAGCCAACACCAUCGUUGCCACGGGGUACGAGAGCACAGCCCUAAUCACGUCGUAUUGCAUCCUUAUGCUGGCCAUGCAUCAGGACAUGCAGCAGAAGGCCUACGAGGAAAUCAAAGGGGUCAUCCCAAAGACGGGUGAUGAUGUCAAAUACGACGACUUGAGUCAAUUGGAUUACGUUGAACGAUGCCUAAAGGAGACUAUGAGGCUCUUCCCAACAGUUCCGGUUGUAGCGCGAAAAGUCGAUGCACCAUUCAAGCUCGACAAGUACACGAUUCCCGCGGGAACUCACAUUGUCAUUGGUGUAAUGGAAAUGCAGCGAAAUCCAAAGUAUUGGGGACCCAAUGCGGACAAAUUCAAUCCUGACAUCUUCCUCCCGGAGAACUUUGAGAAAAUCCACCCCUACGCCUAUAUACCCUUCAGUGCUGGCCCGAGGAAUUGCCUGGGCAUGAAAUAUGCAUACAUGCUACUCAAGGUGAUCAUGGUGCACCUCCUCAGCAAUUAUCGCUUCACGACGGAUCUCAAGUUCGAAGAACUCCGUCAUCGUGUCGACAUCACACUCAAGCUGACCCAGAAGCACAUGGUUCACGUGCACAGGCGCGAGUAGUAGACGUGUGGAAAAAUUACCUCUAAGAAAUUACACUCUGAGAAAAUUGUACAACUGGGUGAUUCAUUAAAGGCUAAAAAAAUACUCA